Molecule: messenger RNA, 648 nt
Organism: Xyrauchen texanus (razorback sucker)
Lineage: Eukaryota; Metazoa; Chordata; Actinopteri; Cypriniformes; Catostomidae
Product: fibroblast growth factor 17-like
Exons: 5
Coding region: 1-648 (215 amino acids)
Biological process (GO): positive regulation of gene expression; cell differentiation; fibroblast growth factor receptor signaling pathway
Cellular component (GO): cytoplasm
Molecular function (GO): growth factor activity; type 2 fibroblast growth factor receptor binding; type 1 fibroblast growth factor receptor binding
Source: RefSeq, a predicted model, not a curated record
AUGUAUGGAAUAAAUCAGAGCUGCUUGUACAUUUCUUUUCAUCUAUUCGUGGUCUGGUGUCACGCACAGGGGGAGAAGAAUCACCCUUCUCCUAAUUUUAAGCAGUAUGUGAGGGAACAGGGCUCACUGACGGACCAGCUGAGCCGGCGGCAGGUCCGAGUCUACCAGCUGUACAGCAGAACCAGCGGCCGACACGUGCAGAUCCAGGGCAAGAGAGUGACCGCCACCGCAGAGGACGGAAACACUUUCGCCAGGCUAUAUGUGGAGACAGACACCUUUGGAAGUCGCGUUCGAAUUAAAGGAGCAGAGAGUGGCAGAUACUUGUGCAUGAACCGCAGGGGGAAGCUAGUGGGCAAGCUCAAUGGCAGAGGAAGGGAUUGCAUCUUCACAGAGAUUGUGCUGGAGAACAACUACACUGCUUUCCAGAACGCUAAAUACGAGGGCUGGUACGUGGCCUUCAGCAGGAAAGGUCAGCCCAUCAAGGCUUCCAAAACCAGGGAGAACCAGCGAGAGGUUCACUUCAUCAAGCGCCUCCACAAAGGUCACCUUCCCUUCCCAAACUCGGACCAACCCAAACACUUUGAGUUUAUUAGCUUUCCACCGAACCGACGGGCUAAACGCAACAGAAAAUCCCACGCUCCUUCCUAA